UAUUUGAACCAAAGUUUUAUGCAUGUGCAUUUAUGGACGUUUUCAAUAGUAAACAGAGCAGAUGGUACUGUGCAUUAGUGUGCAUAUCAACGCAACGUGUAUAUUUCACUGAGCUAUUCUGAACAUUCUCGUCAACUAAAAUUCUUGAAUCAGCGGGCAGCUAGUUGACUGAUAAACAGGGUCAUGUCUCAAAAUGGCAAGCGGUACUUAAAAGAAAUGAUGACGGAAAUGUAUGCGAACUCUCUAAAUGAGGCAAACUAUUCGACUAGCACUCGUCUUCACUCCGAUGCAAAAACCUUUAACCCACAGUUUUUUGAACACACUAUUGCAAACACGUUUUGGUUGUAUGUCUAUUGCAUAGCAUUUGCUAACUAACCAAAUAGCUGCAUAAUUUGCAACGUCGUUCAAUUAACAUUAAAUGAUAAUUCUAGUUUUUUUUUGUUUUUGAACGCCCCGCCUGUGAUGUGUGCGCUCACUAGCGCUACAGCUAGGGUGUUACAGCCUAGUUAGGUUUCCGGUUGUAUUCAGGUUCCCGUGUACUGUGCCCUAUUGUGAAUAUUUUCCUGCAAAAGUCGGGCCCCUGAACCGGGAGAGAAAAGAAUAGGCACGGGCCUCUGGAGGGAGGGGGAGUUGAAGCUAUCAAAGGGACCGCUGGAGAAAUCGGCGGAAAAAACUCAUAUUAGGCUAGCUGCGUGUUUUAUGUAGGAAAUAAUACACAAAGCCGCUCUUCCAACUGGGUCCGGCCUGCAACGGAGUGGUCGAAAGUACAGACGAGAGCAAGCUCAACCGGCCGAGUGUCCACGGAUCCAGAGUGCUGGGCCUCCAUUCUCCUCUGUGCAAGACAACCGAUAUAAUCUCACAUUUGUCGCAGAAAUCAAGAUUCAUCUUGUGUGGCUUAGAGGAGUACAUCAAACGCCUUCUGAGGACUUGGAAACACUUUCAGGAGAACUACCCAGCUGUGUCACUGGAGUACUAUUUCCACAAGCAGUGAUGGCCGACUUUUUUUCUUUCUCCUUCAGAGGGAACCAUGGCCAUGUAGAUUGGAAUAUUGGGGAAGCCAGGAGGACGUUGUCAAUGCCAGCAGAACAUCUCUUCUGGGCUGUUGUUGAAACUUUACAAGUUGUCCUGUUUUUCUGUGGACUUUGCUUACCCUCAGUGCUCCACCAUCACUGGACAUCACUGGGUUCAUGAACUUUUUAAAAAUCAGGGAUCCUAGGUAGACUUGUCUGUAGACUAGACAGGUCAUAUCUUGUUUGAAACCAUCAAAUGCCCUCAUUUGUCUUUGAAAUCGUAGCAUAGCUGUACCGCACACACAUACAAGAGACCAGCGCACUGUGCUUGUGCCAGAGCGGUCUGCCACCCCCGAUGACCCACAGACCCCCUACACAAUUUGAAAGCUGAAUCCAUUCGCGAGAGCCAGGAUGACGGAGGCGUGGCAGCAGCAUGCCGUGGGCCCGCCCCCCGUGGUCCACGCCAUCCCGCCGGGGUCGGAGAACGCCCUGGGCUGCGCCGUGUACGGGAUCGUCCUGCAGCCCGACCCCGCCCUCCAGCAGCAGCACGGCCAGCAGCACGCCGCCCAGCCGCAGCAGCCCUCCCUGCAGGUAGGGGGCGAGGGCGGGCACAAGUGCGGGGCCUGCGGCCACGACAUCUCCCACCUGGCCAACCCGCACGAGCACCAGUGCAUGGUGAGCCAGGACCGCUCCUUCCAGUGCACCCAGUGCCUGAAGAUCUUCCACCAGGCCACCGACCUGCUGGAGCACCAGUGCGUGCAGGUGGAGCAGAAGCCCUUCGUCUGCGGCGUCUGCAAGAUGGGCUUCUCGCUGCUCACCUCGCUGGCCCAGCACCACAACGCGCACAGCAGCGGCAACCCCAUGAAGUGCUCCAUCUGCGAGAAGACCUACCGGCCGGGCUCCUCGGGGAACGCCACGCCCACCACCUCGGCGGCCAACCCCCAGCAGCCGUCGGCGGACGGCGCGGCCUCCAGCGGGGCGGCGGUGGGCAUGCCGGCGCCCGCCGGCUUCGUGGCCUCCACGCCCGACAGGCCCUACAAGUGCUCGGUGUGCCAGAAGGGCUUCCGCCACCUGUCGGAGCUCUCGCGGCACGAGCGCGUGCACACGGGCGAGAAGCCCUACAAGUGCGACACGUGCGACAAGAGCUUCAGCCAGUCGUCGCACCUGGCGCACCACCAGCGCACGCACAGCUCGGAGCGGCCGUACAAGUGCGCCGUCUGCGAGAAGAGCUUCAAGCACCGCUCGCACCUGGUGCGCCACAUGUACGCGCACUCGGGCGAGCACCUGUUCAAGUGCAACCUGUGCGAGCUCCACUUCAAGGAGUCGUCGGAGCUGCUGCACCACCAGUGCCAGCCGCAGGGCGAGCGGCCCUUCCGCUGCACCACCUGCGGCAAGGGCUUCAAGCGGCCGUCGGACCUGCGGCAGCACACGCGCACCCACUCGGAGGAGCGGCCCUUCCAGUGCGAGGAGUGCCAGAUGAGCUUCAAGCAGCAGUACGCGCUGGUGCGCCACCGCCGGACGCACAAGAGCUCCGCCGACCGGCCCUUCAAGUGCAACCUGUGCGACAAGGGCUUCCUGCAGGCGUCCCACCUGCUCUACCACCAGCACGUCCACGGCAUGGAGAGCCUGUUCAAGUGCGCCUCGUGCCAGAAGGGCUUCAGCCACUCGGCCGAGCUGCUCCGGCACAAGUGCGGCGCGGCCACCUCGUCGCCCGACCGCCCCUACAAGUGCGACAUCUGCGGCAAGGGCUACAAGAAGUCGUCGACGCUCCAGCGCCACCAGAACGCGCACUGCUCGGAGAAGCCGCUCAAGUGCUCGCUCUGCGACCGCCGCUUCCUCUCCUCGUCCGAGUUCGUGCAGCACCGCUGCGACCCGGCGCGCGAGAAGCCGCUCAAGUGCCCCGACUGCGAGAAGCGCUUCAAGUACUCGUCGGACCUGCAGCGCCACCGCCGCGUCCACACGGGCGAGAAGCCCUUCAAGUGCCCCACGUGCGACAAGGGCUUCAAGCAGCGCGAGCACCUGGCCAAGCACCAGAGCGUGCACGCCCGCGAGGCCCAGUUCAAGUGCGUCUGGUGCGGGGAGCGCUUCGGGGACUUGGGCGCCCUGCAGGAGCACACCGUCCAGCACACUGCCGAGGGAGGGGGCUACCCCGUGCCCCCCUGCAUCCAGUAACCCACUUCCUUCCCGCCCCCCCCCACCCUUUACACUAACUAGUGUCCCGACCCUCGUUUGUGCGUUCAAUAACCAGCACUCACCCCCCCCCCACCCUUGUUAGAACAGAGUAUAAUACAGCCUCCAGCCCAAUCCUUAGCAUCCAGUAACAAUCGCCCUUUUGCUUACAGUAACCAGUGCCCCACCCCCUCUUUUUGUUACAGCAACUAGUUCCCUGCCCCUUUCAGUAUAUGGUAGCUAGUGCUUCUCAACAAAGGACAGCAAGGCCCUCCACUGCCUUAAGUCAAAAAUGGGAAACUUAAAAUGAGGAGCGCUCCCCGCCCUGCUGGUGCGUCGGCCUCCCAGCAGCUAUACGGUACAGUGCAGCGUCACAUGCGCCGUGGAACACCCGUGUCACGUGACUUUUCUCUGCCCCACUCUUGCCUGGUGUGGAUUCAUCUCUUCGAAUAUCUUCGAGUCACCCAGCGGUUCGACUGAAGCCCGUGCCCUUUUGUUGCCAAAAUACCCCAACGCCACGCCCACAAACUUCCCUCACCUGCUGGAGCGCUGGGUAGGGUGGGGGUGUCUGUGGCCUGCUUUUUGGGGAGUUAGAAAAGUUAUGUUAACUCAAAAACAAGACGAUGAAACAAAAAAAAAAAAAUGGACCUCUAGACCUCGACAAGAGGAAGUUUCCAUGACUUCAUCCAAUCCACUGCCCACCCCCUCCCCAAAAAGAAAUCACAUUGGCCUAGCAACCCUGUACGCAUAUAUAUGUAAUGCAUACAGUAUUCCUAUGUGUUUCUUGGCCUCACAGGUACAGUAGCCUGUAAAGCUAUUUUAAAUGAGAAAAGAUAGUUGUGAGUCCAGUUGUGAGAUAUUGAGAUUACAAUUGUGCGUAUGUGCCCGUCACUGUGGCUAUUGCAGUAUGUACAAAAUCCAAUAUGUACCAGAUCCCAAAUAUUUCAGGAACCAGUGAACACCUAAGAUGACUUGGGCUUCCCCGAGCCCUCCACAUUCUUCCAUAAUACAUAAAUGAGCAUAGAUAUAUACACACACACACACACUCAUGUCAUUAUAUACAGUUUACACAUGUAUAGAUAUUCAUCCAGUCUCCUGCAAACUGUCUUGGUAUUGCUGUAUGUACAUAAAAAAAAGUAUGUAUGCUAAUGUUAACUGGUCAUGUAGUAGAAAUUGCAUUGUGUGUUUAAUGAAUCUGCUGUUUUCUCUAACUUUUUAUUCAGUGUAUCUGUGUUUACUGUAGGCUUUUUUUUAACCUUUUUUUCUUUCAAAAGUUGCAAGGAAGGGAUACAUUUUGUUGCCCCUUGCGCCCCCCCCCCUCCCCCCCAAAUAUAUGUGAGUUGGUGGAGUUGUAUAAUGCAGUUUAUUUUUGGUGUGGAGGUCUUUACUGUGGAAAGGACCAUAUCAGUCCUCUGAAAUUUUCAGUUAAAUUGCAGAAUUAUUCAUUGGUCCAGAACUGACCCAGGGUCAGUAUGAGGACAAAGUGUAAAGGCUAACACUUGGAAAAAGUGUCGCUAGACAAAAAUGAAGGUGUUGCACAAUGUUUGGCAUUUAUACAUUGGCAAAGGCCUGCAGGGAGGGUUCUGCUGUCUCUAUGGUAAUGAGAUGCCAAACUCCUGACCCAUUUGUUUACAUUUGUAAACUGUCCAAUUGCACAGAGACAAAUCAAAGCUACGAAGUAUAAUGGCGUCCGCAACGUAACAGAAUUCUAGAGGUGCAUGACAUUGAGUAAAAAUGUCGUACAACACUUUUAAAAAAAAUAAAUUUGGUGCCCAGUUUGGGGCUGAACAUCUCUACGUCCCACCCAAAUUUGAAAUGGCCGACGGUCUACCAAAGCAGCUGCGUUCUAACCCCACUGCCGAUUUGGGAGAGUGUGGGCAACUACGGUUCUCCUCCAAAACGUGUGACAUCGCCAGCCGUUUUUUUCUUUUUUCUUUUUUCUUUUGUCCUCCACAUCACAGACUACAGCAAAGGUUGCGUGGAGUUGGAGGAAAACCUUUCGUAUGCGGCUUUAACGUUCAGUCUACAGGUGCCCGAUCGACCAGCGGGGUCACUAGAUGGUGAUGAAACGCGGACCGCUAACCAACUGAAGCCUCCCGUGCGUCUCUCUAUGGAGCUACUGGCAGUCGGCGCUGUCGUGGUCUGUGGGGCUUAGCCCUGGGGCCUUACCUGAAUGAGCCACCGAGCAGUCCCCCUGUAACAAGUUUUUCAGCUGAAAAUGUGUCAUUUUUGUCUGGCAACACUAGUCAAAAGUGUCGUGCCAGAAAGUUAAAAAUGGGUUUAAAAGCCCCUUCUGCCUCUGAUGUUCAGGGCUAUGUAUUGAGGUGGUGCCAGAGCAGAUUUGGUAUUAUUCAAAUAUUUUUUGGGAACCCAAAGGGGCCUACUGGACCAGUAGCUUCUCUGACUCCUGCCAGCAGUGUUGUUAAAAGUUUCCAGCCAAACUGCAGUAUAGACUAUCAGUUUUCUUAAUGACACUUCAGCCUUAAGCGUGGGAAAAAGAUGCUGUGCGAAGUUCAGUGGGUCCCCAGAUCUAACUUGACUGCCAUUGUCCGUCCUUCCCUGUGGAGUCAGUCUCGUCAUCCUCCACUAAAGGUCAGUAAAGUUUGUGUGCCGUUUCAUUUUUUUUUUUUUUUUAAUUCCCAAUAAUUGACGAAACACUGAGUCAAAAAUUAAUUUGGUUCAAAAGAAAAGGGUAUGUUUUGUAUUUGCGGAAGUUUAAGUGUUGUAUAUUUUUCUUUUUUUAUUAAUAUCUUUAUCAAAUAUAAAUAUAUAAAAUAUAUAUACAUACAUAUAUAUAUAUUCACAGUAGGGGAUUUGAAUGGCGUUUGGGUGAGAGUGAGUGAGGGUUAUUUGCUGUGGAAAUGACCUUUGACCUGCUCUGCGCAUGCUCACAGUGGUAGUCUAUGUAUUUGGGAGCACAUGUCCCUCAUAUCUUUUUUCAUUUGUAGUUUGUGGAAGAGUCUGUAAAAUCCAUGUGUGUAGCAAUGGAUGUGGAUAUUCAAGCUAAAAAAUAUCUGUAUGUAGCAUUUAAUACACAGCACUAACAAAUAAACGUUUUUCAUGAA
Molecule: messenger RNA, 6244 nt
Organism: Anguilla rostrata (American eel)
Lineage: Eukaryota; Metazoa; Chordata; Actinopteri; Anguilliformes; Anguillidae
Product: zinc finger protein 319-like
Exons: 3
Coding region: 1422-3182 (586 amino acids)
Biological process (GO): regulation of gene expression
Cellular component (GO): nucleus
Source: RefSeq, a predicted model, not a curated record